This is a messenger RNA of Fusarium coffeatum, 1056 nucleotides long. RefSeq lists its product as uncharacterized. The record is from RefSeq and is a predicted model, not a curated record. NCBI's taxonomy places the organism in Eukaryota, Fungi, Ascomycota, Sordariomycetes, Hypocreales, Nectriaceae. The transcript has a single exon. Bases 1 to 1056 code for a protein of 351 amino acids. Gene Ontology annotation, cellular component: cytoplasm.
AUGCUUGUAAUUUCCGAGCCUCAAAUGCGACAGUUGCUCAAUCGUUUAACAGCAACAAAAUGCCGCCAUAUGAUCGACGAACUGUCUAGCGGCUUACGAACCUUUACUGGCGAGCAUCGACUUCCCCUUCCACAGCGGACGAUUCAUCAGCCUAUGCGAACGCAUUUUACUAAUCAAAGCGGCGACCGCAACCUAUUUAUGCCUUCAACAGAUGGCAUUCUCUCCACUAUCAAGCUAUUGACCGUUCCGGGAAAUGGUGACCCCGCUCGGGGUCUUGUGGUGGUAUCCAAGGCAGACGGACGCCCUUUGGGAUUGAUCAGCGCUGGGCCUCUCACAGCGUUUCGCACAGCUCUGGCGACGAUGACUAUGUUUGUACGUUCUCCAUUGCCAAAGGAGAAUAUCACGAUCUUUGGUGCUGGGCCAGUUGCUGCAUGGCAUGGUCGCCUGGCAGUACUGCUAUACCCAGACGAGGUUAAACGUGUGACAUUCGUUGGCCGGAAUCCUUCCCGUCUACGGCGCUUCACGCGAUCUGCUACAUAUGGGCUGCAGCAGUUAUCCUCGAAUGUAUCAGUGGACUCUUUAUCACACAAUGACCCUGAGCUGUACCCCAAUAAGCUACAGCAGCUUGUCUCCACAUCAGAUGCCCUAUUCUGCUGCACGCCAUCGACCGAACCGCUAUUCCCGCAUCGAUAUUUGCAAGCAGAAGAGUGUGAUCAAGAAUCUAAGCAAAGGUUUAUUUCGCUCGUGGGCUCACACAAGCCUGACAUGCAGGAAGUUGAAAGCGAAACACUACUUUCUGGUGGUGGAAAGGUCUAUGUCGAUACUAAAGAGGGAUGCCUAGCUGAGGCUGGAGAGAUCGUCAAAGCCAAGCUGGAAGAGGGAGAUCUGACUGAAAUUGGCGAGGUGUUCCAGCCAGGGGCAAAUAUCGAUGUAGAGAAGCACUGUAACAUUGUCUACAAGAGUGUAGGAUUUGGACUGAUGGAUCUGAUUGUUGGAAAGUCGUUACUGGAUGCAGCUAAGGAAGAGGGCCUAGGAACAAGAGUUAAAGGGUUUUAA